UUUGAAAUAUUUUUCACAAUUAAACUAAUAUAUACAGCAGUUUUUUAUGCAAAUAUGUUAGAGCAAAGUAAAGUACAUGCAGUUCUAAACAGCUCAGCAGAUAACAGAAAACCGAUCCGUUCUCUCAGACAGUCUUCCUGUAUCAUCAGCUUAGUAAAAACUCCUGGAUGAGUUUGAAUAUCUGGAGUUUAACGUGGUUCAGCAGUUUGUUUUAAAUCUCAGAGUCUCAGUCGGCUUCCUGUUGUCUGGGUUCGAGAGACUCGUUCAGAAGAGAAUCGUAACCAAGGGAAACGUGAAGACAGAAGGCCUGCCGGUUCUGCGGACCGGGCCUGGACCGCUCUGUGCCGCCGCCUGGCGGUUAAACGUCAGCUGAUCACCAGUGGCGCCCCCAGGGGAUGGGGGGCCUCGGCCCCCAUUGCAGUCAUGUUGCCCCCCAAAGAAUUAUUUUCGCUGUACCCCCCCCCAACAUUUUGACUGACUUGGUCUGGCCGCCAUUUUAAAAACUUUCUGGAGGCGCCAGUGGUGAUCACCAUCAAUCAGAACCAGAACCAAAGUGUUUUCAAUCUAAACCCGACUGAACCCAAACUAAAGCGUCACCAGUUACCUGCUGACCUUCUGAUGACCUUCAGGCACUGAGCUCCAAUUGACUGCGUCCCAUCAUGAGUCGGUGGCGUCGUUCGGUGGACGAGCUGACAGCGGGACGGCGGCGGCAGCAGGCAGAGUGUGAGCGCGCUCAGAACGCUCUGAGUCGGGUCACUUCCUGCUUCCAGCAACUGGCGGCGUCGCUGGGAAGUUCAGCCGACAGCAGCUUCCUGAGGGAAGAGAUGGACGAGACGAGAGCGCUGGCUCACCGGAUCUGCUCAGGUCUGUCUCGCCGCCUGCUGCGCCUGCUGUCAGCUUGUGACUCCGCCCCCGUAGCCGUGGACGACAGACAUGCUUCAGAGCGACUCUGGGUUCUCUUCCUGUCUGCAGUGGAGUACUUCCUGUCUGACCUCCAGAGGGCCAAAGAGCUGAUUGGUCAGUUCCCCCUGACCCAGCGCUCCAGCAGACGCUCACUGGUGAACACAGGAUGUACCGACGGCCCGGUGGGUCUGGCGGCCCGGGUGGCACUGGUCCAAAUCCCCUGGCUGGUUCUGGAGGAAGAGCCCAGUCCAGAUCUGACCAAUCACAUCGCAGGCCUGGAGGCCCAGCUGCGUCCCGGUGGCGUUCUGGUCGGUGGAGUCGACACAGCCGGCGUGGGCCGAGGUUCUGAACGACGCCGAGGAUCCGGAGGAAAGCCUGGAGGACUUGAUGGAGGUGGAGGUGGCGUCCAGCGGCGGUGGCAGCACCAAGCUGCCCGCCUGCUGCCGGGGAACCUGCUGCUGGGUCGGAUAGGCCCGGAUCGGUUCUGCAGGUUCCGAGAGCUCAAACAGAAAUCUUCUAUAGAAAUAUUGACCCAGAACGUAGCAGAUUAGUAUAAUGUGAAAAUUAUAGCACAGAAAGUUCAGUGGAAGGAAGAAGUGCCCAUCCAUUCAAUCUGAAGGAGCAGACGACCAUGAUCUGUUCAACAGGUGAGCAGCUGGUUCUGUUGAGUUAACGCGUCUAGAGUCUUCAUGAAGGUUCUGCAGCAGAAAAUCUAUUUUAUUGAUCUGAACAUUUCAGUUUGAGACGCUGCAUGUUGGGUUUCCAUCCACAAUCAGAAAAAUCUGAAAUAUUUCACUUUGUUUUGAUUUAUGAUGAGAUUUAAUUUUUUAGAACAAGGAACAAAUAAAUCCCCAGGAGGGAGAAAACGG
Molecule: messenger RNA, 1772 nt
Organism: Xiphophorus couchianus (Monterrey platyfish)
Lineage: Eukaryota; Metazoa; Chordata; Actinopteri; Cyprinodontiformes; Poeciliidae
Product: regulator of G-protein signaling 9-binding protein
Exons: 4
Coding region: 660-1454 (264 amino acids)
Source: RefSeq, a predicted model, not a curated record